Bactrocera latifrons is the source of this 795-nucleotide messenger RNA. RefSeq lists its product as uncharacterized. The transcript is spliced from 4 exons. Lineage: Eukaryota; Metazoa; Arthropoda; Insecta; Diptera; Tephritidae. The record is from RefSeq and is a predicted model, not a curated record. The coding region runs from base 425 to 769 and encodes 114 amino acids.
CUCACAUAUGUGGUGAACAAAAUAAUGUAAAUAGAAAACAGCUGAUUGCUAUUCAAAUUAUUCGUUAAAAUGGACUGUUCUGCAACUAAACUCAAACACGAUAGAGCUACACACGAGCAACUGGAGGCAUAUGUUUUAUUUUGCCAAGCACACCCAGAAAUGGGUACGGGGAAAAAUUGCCCAAAAACGCCUCAACAAAUGAAGGAGCUGUUGCAGCAGCUGGCAGAUGAGCUUAAUUCGUGCAGAGGACCCAUACGAAGUGCUGCAAAAUGAAAAGAGACGUUAGGCGUUUGGAAAAGCCAACUGCGCACUCGUGCAAGACGUUUGAAAAAGAAUCAAAGGCUCACAGGUGGAGGUCAAAUUUCCAAGCCGAUGACGGACUUUGAAGAAAUGGCUUUGUCUACAUUUGGUUCGGCUGCUGUAGAUGGGAUACAAAAUGUACAAAUGUGAAUGUGCAAAUACAUCACCCACCGGUAGUCCUCUGCAAUUAAGCAGACAGGUAGAAGCAACCACAAAUCCCGAACACCAUCCAGCAAGUUCAUCGACACCAACUACAUAUCUCAGCUUGGAAAACCAUGAUGCUUCAACUUCUGUGCUAGCACGAAGUGCGCGAAAUAAGCUCAUCAGAACUUUAAUAGCUGACAUUCCCAAAAGGAAUGCUGCUGAAGAGGAGAGGCGACGGGAGCAUCGUGAAAUGAUGCAGGCCAUUCAAGGCCUAACUAAUUCUAUAACGGAGCUAAUAAAAUCGUAUACUAAUAAUGUAAACUAAUUUCUAAAGUAUAAUUUAAACUAACU